Messenger RNA from Brassica oleracea var. oleracea, 1105 nucleotides. Its product is annotated as B3 domain-containing protein At1g32030. Bases 92 to 1105 code for a protein of 337 amino acids. The transcript has a single exon. The record is from RefSeq and is a predicted model, not a curated record. Gene Ontology annotation, molecular function: DNA binding. Lineage: Eukaryota; Viridiplantae; Streptophyta; Magnoliopsida; Brassicales; Brassicaceae.
UAGCCUUUACUCUCUCUUUAUAAAAUCAGAUGAGAUUAAUCUCUAAUAAUUCUCAUCCUCUCCACUUUCGUUUGCUUUGAGACCCUAAACUAUGUCGAAAAAGAGAGAUAAAAACACAGAGAGUACGUAUUACGAUGAUCAUCUUGCGGCUGCGGAGAAAGAGAUAAGCUCGAGAAAUUUCUGUACCUUGGUUGAUGCCGCCGUCCUGUUAUAUGAAGAAGAAGCAGAAGCAGACCGUAUAUUAAAAUCGGGGACUCUGUCUGAAAAAGAAGAAGACAUCGAGUAUGGAUUUUUCAAUGCCUUCCCAAGGAAAAGAAGGAGCCCGUCGAAGAAAUUUCUCCGGUCACCAAGCCAUGAAACCCUUAAUGAGGCUUCUACUUCUUCAUCACUUUUCGACCUUAACAAGACCCCAGAUGAUUCUGAGACAGAUGCCCCAGCGAACCCUCUUCAAUGUUUUUAUGUAUCUUCUCCUCAAUCGUCUCUCACUCCUCAUCCUCCUUCUUCAACUCUAACAGAGAAGACAAACCGCAAGAGACGUGCCCUGCAAGAAAAGCGUAUUAGUGGUGGUAAAUCCAAGAAAGUUAGGGUUCCUCCUUUUUCAUGGAAAGGUAGAGCUAGUCCGGAGUGGCUGGUAAGUUUACUGGAAGCAAUGGCAGCAACGAGAGGAGAACUUGUAACCGAAGGCCCGUGGCUCAUCUUUGAGAAGAAGCUGACCAGUACAGAUGUCGACCCAGCACAGAGCCGUCUCUUAUUGCCUUUCAACAGCCUAAUCCGUAACGACUUCUUGACUCCCGUGGAGUUGAGAAUCGUAGCAGAGCAUCAAGAUGAAAAGAACGGAGUUGGGGCGAUGCUAGUGGAUCAACACAAGAAAAAGUGGGGUUUGAUUUUGAUGAGGAGGGAGAUGAUGAAAGGAGCAGGGAAUGGAACCUUGAACUAUGCUUUGAUCUGUGGGUGGAACGAUGUCGUUCAGGGUAAUGGUUUGAAAGAAGAUGACGACGUCAGUGUUUGGUAUUUCAGGUGGCGCGAACGUCUCUGCUUUGCCCUUGUUCUUCCUCCUCCUCCUGACAUGGCACAGAGUAGCUCAUCUCUUGAUCUCUCUGUCUGA